Paracoccidioides lutzii Pb01 is the source of this 2409-nucleotide messenger RNA. RefSeq names its product RING finger domain-containing protein. Gene Ontology annotation, molecular function: transcription cis-regulatory region binding; metal ion binding. The transcript is spliced from 3 exons. Gene Ontology annotation, biological process: positive regulation of transcription by RNA polymerase II. The coding region runs from base 1 to 2409 and encodes 802 amino acids. The record is from RefSeq and is a predicted model, not a curated record.
AUGUCGUCAGGUCCAGGCCAACCCUCUGCCCCGUCAAAACCUGUCAAUAUCCCCAGUCAGACUUCUUCGUCGUUGCAAGCUGCCCCAAGCUCCGGCAUUGACCUCGUUUCUCAACGAAGAGUCCACGCCGGUCUGGCUGCCGGAACAUCCUCCUCCAAGUCUCUGUCGGCUCCGCGGAACAAUCAGGCCAGGAAGAGUCAGCACAAGCGCCAUCGUCGCCCUCAUCUGGAUGACGAGGAUGUCUUCGCCGAAUCAGCUGCGAUGAGAUCGACAAUGAGCCGCAAGGGGCAAACCUCUAUCACUCAUCUCAUGAACUUUUCUCUUCCUCCUCGACCACAGCAUAAUCACCAUUCGUAUCCUCGUAGCCAACGGCGGAACCAUACUUGGGCACCCCGUUCUGGCCACCACGCAGUUGAUAAAGCUAGAUAUGUCCAUGCAAAUUAUCGUUUUAUCGUCAAUCCAAAGAACAGCUACCAUGCCCAAGCCACCAACGCUGACGUCCAUCUUGACUGGAACUCAGUUCUGCAAGUAUUAGUCUCCACUGAUACCCAAGCAGCCAGCUGCCCAAUCUGUCUCUCAACCCCCAUUGCUCCCCGUAUGGCUAAGUGCGGGCACGUCUUUUGCUUGCCAUGCCUUAUCCGGUUCAUGCACUCGACUGAUGAUUCGAAUCCCAUCCCGGAAAAGAAGGCUCGGUGGAAGAAAUGCCCAAUAUGCUGGGAUACCAUCUACAUAUCAGAGACACGACCAGUAGGCUGGAACAUAGGACAAUCUGACCUCCCCGUUGAAGGUGGCGAUGUGGUUCUGAGAUUGGUUAUGCGACACCCCCGGAGCACCCUUGCUCUUCCACGGGAUGGUGUUGAGGCUAUUAGUCUCGACGAUGAUAUCCCCUGGUAUCAUAUUGCAGAUGUGCCCGACUAUGCCCAUAUUAUGAAGGGGGGUGAGGAUUAUAUGACCUCCCAGUAUAAUAAGGAAAUUCAAGAUCUGGAGAGACAGGAACGGGAGGAUGAAUUGCUUUUCGGUGAUGAUACCACUUGGACCCGGAAAGCUAUUGCGGCAAUAAAAGAGGCGAAGGAAAAGGUUAAGGAUAUUGGUAAUCCACCAAUUCCCUCCCGCCAACCAGCUGAGCGGCGGCAAGCCAGAGCCCCCAUCAUAUUUGAGGAACUGCCAGACGGUGUCCCGGAGAUGUAUAAAAUCGAACAUGCUACAAAGUCUGAACAGAGUUCAACCAGCAAUGCACAAACACCCUCGAAUCCUCAAACCACUCCGCAAACAAAUCCCUCCAACCCCGUCGAAACGGACACCGUUUCAUCCGCCAUCUCAAAACUAGACAUCAAUUCACUUCUCCAAACCCACGACUCCUGUACAACACCUGCGAACCCACCUCCCCCCUCCAAACCCCCCAUUAAACAAAAAGACCCCUUACACUACUCUCACUCCCCACCCCACUUCAUCGACCACCCUUUCUACUUCUACCAAGCCCUUCCCCACUUCUACCUCUCCCCCCUAGACAUCCGCAUACUCAAAACCGCCUUUGGUGACUACAGCCAAUUCCCUUCCACCAUCCUCCCGCGCAUAGAGCGCAUCUCAACCGGCCACAUCGUUGAUGAAGACCUGCGCAAACGCACAAAAUACCUCAGCCACCUUCCCCACGGCUGCGAAGUAAGUUUCCUGGAAUGUGACUGGCACGAUAUCGUCAGUCCGGCCGUCCUGGAGAAGUUUGCCGCUGAGCUGGAGCGGAGGCGGAGGCGUAAUCGCGAGAAGGCGGCUAGGGAGGAGAAGGAGCGCAUUCGGGCCGAGAAGAGUGAGGAGGAGCAGAGGUGGGCAGCGGCGGCAGCGCGGAGGAAGAGGGAUAGUUUAUCAGGACCUGGAUACAGUCUGGAUCAGCAGCAGCAGCAGAUGCUGCGCGAUCGUGAUCGCAAUAGCCCUUUCGACGCAAGUGACUUCCAACCUCUCUGCGUGGGCCCUGAAACGCCAUCCGCAUCCGCAUCCGCAUCAACCCCAACCCCAGUCUUCGACCCAAGCAUCUCUUCCGCCUCUCCGCCCUGGUCCUCCUCGCGUAGCAGGAAUUGGCCCUCGUUCGCAGCCCUGGCGUCGCCAGCGGGUAGUCCGCCGGAUGCUCCUCGUACUAGCGGGGCGGGUGCGGGUGGUGGUACUUAUAGGACGGUGUGGGGGACGGCGGCGGUUGCGCCGACGAUGAUGGGGGAGAGUAAGAGCGUGGAGGGUGGGGUGGAUGAUGGGUGGUUGCAGGGGUGGGAGGUGGAGGGGGAAAGAGGUGUGCUAGGUGAUGCGACGAAUGUUGCGGGGAAUGGUGGUGGUGGUGGUGUUCGUGGCACUGGUAGUGGGACGGGAGGCAAGAAGAAAUAUAAGAAAAUUACGCUUAUGAGUACAACUGCAAGGCGUGCGGCGUGA